CAGUGUGGUUGCCAGGCGCUGCAGGGUCACUGCGUGGGAAGUUGCUGAAAUUUCACAGCGUCACAGUUUUCGACACCAUCGCGGCGGCGGCAGCUCGACUUCAGCACCGAGCUUUCGGUCGUCCUGUGUUCCGAGUCAUGUGAGAGAAGGAAAGCUGGAAGAAAGAAACAAAGAAAAAACUCAACAACCCGGUUCGCUUUGUUACGUCUAACGGAUCGGAUCGGACCGGACCGUCGCGUGCGCUGUUUGUUUAUUUAUUUAUUAAUCUACAAGAUCUGUCAUCUAAUCUAGCAGUUUAGCGGCUAACACGGCUAGCUUAGCACUCAUCACACCAUUAGCACACACUUCUGGCUCACGUCGCCGGGGUAUCGAUCGAUCAAUCCCCCUGAUUUACAGCACGCAAAAGUCAACUAAAUGAUUAUGGAGAGGAAGAGGAUCGACUGCCCGGCUCUGCCCCCGGGCUGGAAGAAAGAAGAGGUGAUCCGGAAGUCGGGACUCAGUGCUGGCAAGAGUGAUGUUUAUUACUACAGUCCAUCAGGGAAGAAGUUCCGGAGCAAACCUCAGCUGUCCCGAUACCUCGGGAACACGGUGGAUCUGGGAUGCUUCGACUUCCGGACGGGAAAGAUGAUGCCUAGCAAAAUACAGAAAAGCAAACACCGGCUUCGCAGCGAACAUCUCAGUCUGUCCAAGGGAAAACCGGACUUGAACACAGCACUGCCCAUCCGACAGACAGCCUCCAUUUUCAAACAGCCCGUCACCAAAGUGGUCAACCAUCCCAACAACAAAGUCAAGACAGAUCUACAGCGAGCAACCGAACAGCCUCGGCAGCUCUUCUGGGAGAGGAGGUUGAAAGGUUUGAGGUCGUCGGACAUCACGGAAGAGGUUCUCAGGACUAUGGAGCUUCCUAAAGGUUUACAAAGCGUAGGUCCGGAUUCGUCAGACGAGACGCUGCUGUCGGCCAUAGCCAGCGCUCUACACAUGAGCUCAGGCCCCAUCACGGGUCAGUCGUCCACCGCAGCAGAGAAAAACCCUGCUAUCUGGCUCAACACCUCCCAGCCACUCUGCAAAUCCUUCAUCGUCACCGACGACGACAUCAGGGAGCAGGAGCUGAAGGUGUACCAGGCCAGGAGGAGUCUAGAGGAGGCUCUGAUGGCUGAUGGUUUGGCGCGGGCCGCCGAAUCUGCCAGAGACGUAGAGGGCAGAGCGGCGUAGAGACUCCAGCAGAAUGCACUGAAAUCAGGCCACACCCCCUCAGAGAUGAUGUCAUCAAUCUGUACCCGGACCCGUCCCACAGACCUAAGCACACUUUACAUGCCCACGGACAAACGGCUUCAACCAAGGCUUUUUCUUUCCUCCUCCUUCUUCUUCUUUUUUUUUAAUAUCUAGAGCAUAUAUUUUUGUGUACAUAUCUAUAUGAUUCAGAAUAAUGCUUAUUUUGUGUGCAAAAAAAAUCGAAGACAGACCUUUUUUUCUACAGGAAAACCAUGAGCAAUACUUCUGAAAAACUGAGUCAGGUUGCAAUCUGCUGGAUUUGUAUUGCUAACUUUUUUUUUUUUCAGUCUGCGAAAGUUUCGUUAGGGAUUCGUUCUUUUUCAGGGUUUGUAACGAAUAAUGCAUUUACAUCCUUAUUAAUGAGAACUUGCUUAUUUAAGAGAAAUAAUUUUAUACCUUGGAAUAAAAAAAUACUUGUACAUUUUGUGCAUCAUAAUAGAAGAAAUAAAUAAUAAUGUUCACA
This is a messenger RNA of Neoarius graeffei (lesser salmon catfish), 1735 nucleotides long. RefSeq names its product methyl-CpG binding domain protein 2 (gene mbd2). The coding region runs from base 415 to 1212 and encodes 265 amino acids. The record is from RefSeq and is a predicted model, not a curated record. Gene Ontology annotation, molecular function: DNA binding. Lineage: Eukaryota; Metazoa; Chordata; Actinopteri; Siluriformes; Ariidae. The transcript has 7 exons.